UCUGACUAUAUUUAUUUAUAAUUGAAGAAUAAUAAUAAUAAUAAUAAUAAUAAUAAUAAUAAUAAUACCAGGCUGCAGAGCCUGUUCAUGAAUUUGAUGAGAUGCAUGUGAUAUCAUGUGAGGUGAUGUUACAGGGCAUUUUACUCGGACAAGUUGGUUUUUCUAUAAUAAAUGAAGAGAUUAUCUUCCCUCUUCAUAUAUAGCAUUCAAGAAUACCUUCAAAACACUCUUGUUUCCAGUGCUCAGACAUGCUGAGAUUCACAUUCAAACCACAGUUCCAGAGGCACUGCGCCCUUAAUUCCUGUUCAACUUCUCUUCCCCGCCGCGCAGGAACCGCUUCCUCCCGUUACGUAUCCACAUCCACAUCCACAUCCACACCUCCGCCCACCAAGAACAGCAGUAGGACAAUACUACGCGAUCCAAAAAAUGAGCCCGCAAACACCCCGUCGUCGCCAAUAUCUCACAUAGCGCAGUCGCUCCAGUCGCGCGCCUCGCGCACGACAGAGACGUAUACGGCAUAUGGAGCUACGAAGAAGAUGUUCGAGGCUUGCCAGCUACAGGCGGACUAUAAGAUUCCUCAGGCGUCGCAGGCCGGCGGAAUUGUACCGAAGACGGCCAAUGGUGAGGAUCUAGGUGUAGGCGAGGGGGCGUGGUAUAAAGAACUUGGCCUCCUCCCGACCUUCUCCACCUGGUCCCAGAUCACCUUCCUACACAUGUACCUCCUAACCGUCCGCCUCCGAACCCUCCCCUCACCCGAGAGCUUCCGCACUUAUUCCCAACACCUCCUUGACAACUUCUCCCACAACGCUGAACAUCGCAUGACUAUCUACCACGGCAUGACCAUGCGCGGUAUUCGCAACCGCUACCUCAAAGACCUGUUCAUCCAAUGGCGCGGCGUGUUGGCUGCAUACGACCAAGGCCUAGUGUCCGGAGAUGCAGUACUCGGGGCUGCUGUGUGGAGAAACAUUUGGAAAGCGUCACAUGUGGAACCGAAGGCGGCUGAUGAUGGGAAUGCUCCGGGGGAGAUGGAUUGGAGGAAAGUGGCAGUUGUGGUUGGUUAUAUGAGGCGGGUGUUGGCGGAAAUGGGUCGGGCGCCGGAUGAGGGGUUGGUGGAUUUGGUUAUUGGGAAGAAGGCUUUUGGACUAAAUCGGCAGGACUGGGGAUUGGUUGGGACUGUGAGUCGGGGGAUGAAUGAGCCGUUUGGCUGACUGACUGAAGGAGAGAAAAAGGAAUCAUGAAGGGGGGUUGAUGGUGGUGUGUAAUGUGAUAAAUCUUGUUAUUUCCUUUGAGAUGGGAUCCUAAGGAUUAUUAUAUUUUGGGUUUGACCACUACUAUACAAUUCAGUAUAUAUCAUCUCUACAUAAUUUACAUGGUAUGAAUGUUCGAAGCAUCUUCUUAGAGGCAUUGUAGUAAUGGGGCUAAUGGCACAAAUUGGUAAAACAUGUAAUCAGCUGUGGGCUCAUUUUUGUAUCUGUAUCCUGUGCCAGAGGCGUACACUAAUUCCCCUUAUCCCCAAACAGAUCCUUCUUCAACAAACCUCUGCAGAUGGGAUGGUAGAAAUUUUUGUUCUUCUCAAAUAUUUCAAGAGCGAUGUUGCGAUCAAAUUUCUCUAGUGCGCGGUAUCUUUGUGUGUUCGGAACCAAGUCAGCCUCGUGAUAAACCAGACGAUAGAGGUAGUGGUAGCUUUAAACAGUCCCUUACAAUGGGCGGACCAUUUUCAUUCGUCCG
Molecule: messenger RNA, 1728 nt
Organism: Blastomyces dermatitidis ER-3
Lineage: Eukaryota; Fungi; Ascomycota; Eurotiomycetes; Onygenales; Ajellomycetaceae
Exons: 3
Coding region: 249-1208 (319 amino acids)
Biological process (GO): mitochondrial respiratory chain complex III assembly
Cellular component (GO): mitochondrion
Source: RefSeq, a predicted model, not a curated record